Aspergillus costaricaensis CBS 115574 is the source of this 1173-nucleotide messenger RNA. Its product is annotated as Gfo/Idh/MocA family protein. The transcript has a single exon. Bases 10 to 1131 code for a protein of 373 amino acids. NCBI's taxonomy places the organism in Eukaryota, Fungi, Ascomycota, Eurotiomycetes, Eurotiales, Aspergillaceae. Gene Ontology annotation, molecular function: nucleotide binding. The record is from RefSeq and is a predicted model, not a curated record.
GUAAAUACCAUGAUUAACAUUAUCAUCGUCGGCGCCGGCCUCAUCGGCCCCCGCCACGCCCAAUCCGUCAUCAACAACCCCUCCACCAAUCUUCUUGCCUUGGUCGACCCCUCUCCAAGCGCUUCAUCCGUGGCUAAAACCCUCAACACGCUCUACUUCCCCUCUUUAUCAGCCCUCCUCUCUUCUGUACCCAACAUCCCGCACCCAGACGCCGCCAUAAUCUGCACCCCCAACCACACGCACGUCCCCGUGGCUCUCGAACUCAUCAGCCACAACAUCCACAUCCUACUCGAGAAGCCCAUCAGCGACACCAUCACCACCGCGCUUCCUUUACUCCAAGCGCACCAGAAGCACCCAGACGUGAAGAUCCUCAUCGGCCAUCAUCGGAGAUUCAACCCCUACAUCACCAAAACAAAGGAAAUUCUCGAGUCCGGAUCUCUGGGCCCCAUCCUCGCUCUAUCAGGCCUAUGGACUCUCCACAAGCCAGCAUCCUACUUCACCGGCGCUACCUCAUGGAGAAGCGACAAGACCAAAGGCGGCGUAUUAAGCAUCAACCUCAUCCACGACGUGGAUCUCCUGCAUUACCUAUUCGGUCCUAUCACGCGCGUCUACGCAGAGAAAACCCUGCCCCAGCGCGGAGGUCCAGAUGGUAAUGCAGACCACACGGCGGAAGAAGGCGCGGCGAUCACAUUCCGAUUUGCCAGUGGGGUGGUGGGUACCUUCGUGGUGAGUGAUUGUGCGCCGUCGCCGUGGAAUUUCGAGGCCGGGACGGGUGAGAAUCCCAUUAUUCCGAAGGUAGGUGGUGAGGGAGGAGGAUUCUAUCGGGUUUUGGGUAGUCGGGGAUCGUUGAGUGUGCCGGAUUUGAAGAGGUGGAGUUAUGAUGGGGUGGAAGGGGAGAAGGGGUGGAGUCAGAAGUUGCAAGUGGAGGAGUUUGCGGUUGAUGAGGGAGUGCCGUUUGAUUUGCAGUUGGAGCAUUUUGUGCAGGUUUUAGAGGGGAGGGAGGCGCCCGGGUGUGAUGCUGUUGAGGGAUUGAGGGCGUUGGUGGUGGUUGAUGCGGUGAAGAGGGCGAUGGAGAGGGAGGAGGUGGUGAAGGUUGAGAGUGUGGAUGAUAUUUUGGCUAGGAAUGAGUAGCUGUUCGGAGGAAGUGAGGUGGAAAGUAGAGAUGUGUUAGCC